Penicillium malachiteum is the source of this 1452-nucleotide messenger RNA. RefSeq names its product ribosome biosynthesis protein RRB1. The record is from RefSeq and is a predicted model, not a curated record. The transcript is spliced from 3 exons. NCBI's taxonomy places the organism in Eukaryota, Fungi, Ascomycota, Eurotiomycetes, Eurotiales, Aspergillaceae. Gene Ontology annotation, molecular function: protein binding. The coding region runs from base 1 to 1452 and encodes 483 amino acids.
AUGUCUAAGAGAGCGGCAGAUCAAUUCGAUGAGCAAUCAUCUGCUCUGAAGGCUGGCGAUCGUCCAAUGGUCGAUGCUACCCCCGAUGAGGUGGGGGAGUUCGAGGACGAAUUUGAAGAUGAGUUUGAGAGUGAGGAUGAGAUUCUGGAAGCUGGUGUAGAUGGUCGCCCAGAUGCUGAGCGCGAGGAGGAAGAGAGAGAGGCUAUGGAAGUCGACAAGGAGACCUUCAUUCCAGGACGUACAAAAUUGGCACCAGGAGAGACACUUUCACCCGAUCCUUCAACCUACGAUAUGCUUCACACUCUCAGCGCUCCCUGGCCGUGUCUAUCCUUCGACAUUGUGCGCGAUUCGCUCGGUGAUAACCGCAAGACAUUCCCCGCUACCGUUUAUGCUGUCGCCGGUACACAAGCAGAGGGAAGCCGGGCUAAGGACAAUGAAUUGUUGGUGUUGAAGAUGAGUGGAUUGAGUAAGAUGGAACGGGCGGGUGAAGACUCGGACAGCGACAGUGACUCGGACGACGACAUGGGUGAACCCAUUCUUGAGCACAAUCCGCAGACUACUCGAAACCCCCCACAGACUCUGACAGCCACCAUGCUCGAGAACUCGCAAGUUCUCAUUCACGAUGUCACGACCCACCUUGCUAGCUUCGAUGUGCCCGGUACUAUUAUUCCUCCCUCCGCCUCGAAGCCUCUUUCCACCCUCCGCAUGCACAAGUCCGAAGGUUAUGCCCUGGACUGGUCUCCCCUUCAGCCUCUGGGUAAACUUUUGACUGGUGACAACGACGGUUUGAUCUACGUUACCUCCCGCACCGAGGGCGGCGGUUGGGUUACCGACAACCGGCCAUUCAGCGCCCACACCUCUUCUGUUGAGGAACUGCAAUGGUCUCCUAACGAGCGUAAUGUUUUCGCAUCUGCCAGCAGUGACGGCAGCGUGAAGGUUUGGGAUGUGCGUUCCAAGUCCCGCAAGCCCGCCGUUGAUGUCCACAUCUCCAACACCGACGUCAACGUCAUGAGUUGGUCAAACCAGACUUUCCAUCUUCUUGCAACUGGUGCCGAUGAUGGUCAGUGGGCUGUUUGGGAUCUCCGUCACUGGAAGCCCGAUGUUUCAGCUCCUUCCGCCCGGAUCUCCGCCGCCCCCGUCGCCUCAUUCGACUUCCACAAGGAGCCCGUUACCAGUAUUGAGUGGCACCCCACCGAUGACAGUGUUGUUGCUGUCGGAUCUGCAGACAACACUGUUACUCUCUGGGAUUUGGCUGUCGAGCUGGAUGAUGAGGAGAGCCGACAGGCCGGUAUGGCUGAUAUUCCUCCACAGCUGCUCUUCGUGCAUUACAUGGAGUCAGUGAAGGAGAUUCACUGGCAAGCCCAGAUGCCCGGUACUUUGAUGGCCACCGGUAGCAGUGGAUACAGGUAUGUUCAUAUAUUCCCUAGUCUCAGUUUUAUUUUCCAUCGCUAA